AGGGGGUAAGUUCAGCCCCCACACCAUAUCCGAUUUAGGCCUGGGAAGGCAGUAUAGUUCUUACUAAAUCUAUUGGCAAAGGGAGAAACUGACACACAGUUGGGCUCCAGGACUCCUCAAGGUCACACUGAUGGUCAAGGCCUGAGCUCCUGUUUUUUAGAGCAAGACUGAAGAGCGCUCGACUGCAAAUUAAACAGUGUGGGUACCAAGAAGGGACGCGAGUCCCUGUCCCUGGUGCACCACAGAAGCGGCAGGAGAUCGCACAGCUGCACUGUCCUGUGUGGAAGCUUGGCCGGGCACAGGCAGGGCGCGGAGUCCUCUCAGAAGCCAGCUCUCCCGGGCCCAGGAGUACCUUGGAUCGGGCCAUUUCACUGUUGUCACAAAAAUGAACAGGAUGCUCAGAGGCGUGUCACAGCAGACAACCAACCAGCUUCCCACUGGCGUCUAAGUCCGUCCUCGCGGCAGGGCUGGGACACAGGUGUUAUUAGCCUCACUUGGCGAAGCCGCUUGUCAAGAGUCCUGCAGUCAGUACACUGCAAAGCAGGAGCUGAGAGUCUCGGCCCCGCCGCCCAAGCCCAUCGGCCAGACUUCCGCAGGAGAGGAGUUUGGAGGAUAGCUUGCGGUCGGACCGACCCUCCCGGUCCACGAGUGAAGCAGCAUGGACGCCGUCAGCCAGGUCCCGAUGGAAGCUGCGCUCCCCAAGCACAUCCUGGAUAUCUGGGUCAUUGUCCUUAUCAUCCUGGCCACCAUUGUCAUCAUGACCUCCCUGUUGCUGUGCCCGGCCACUGCAGUCAUUAUCUAUCGCAUGCGGACUCAUCCUGUCCUCAAUGGGGCCGUCUGAGAUCAGUCUUCUAAGAGGGCCAGGGGAGUGAUGUGGAUGGUGUCCCCUCCUCCAGCCUUGUCCUUCUUGGAAAAGCAGCAGGAGGGGCUUUGGAGUGUGGACUCUGGAGCUUGCCAUGUGAGAGGAGACCGGGGUUCUUGUUUGGACUUUGCCGCCGGCCAGCUGCGUGAGAUCAGGCAAGGGACCUCAUUCUGUGGGUUCCAGGUUCCUUCUCUUUUAAAUGGGGAUCGUGAUCCCUGCCCUUCCUACCUCAUAGGGUUGCAAGAACCAAUGACUUGGCAGAGGUUAAAGCUGAUCGUGAUUGUGAGCCGGAAGGCCACCACAGAUACACAGGUGUUACUGCUAAAUGCUGAGAAGCUUCGAAGAACCAAAGCGCCCACCUGAUUGCUGAUGAUGGCCUUCACGGUGGUGAGGAAGAUGCUGGGGGCAGAGCAGCCUUCGCCGGUGCUCCCCAGAUCAGACCAAGCAAAGGCACCCUGUCCUCAUUCCAAGGGGCCGGCAGCACUUUGGCUCAGUCAUUUUCUUUGUGGUGCCACUCCCUCAAGUUAUGUAAUUUGGAGGGAAUAGAGUGUGGCAGGGGGAGGGAGAUGGGAGGAACUUCCCAGGACCUUCUCUGUGCCAGGAUGUCUACCGCUAUAACAAUCUAGGGGAGGCCCUGCCAUUUCUUGGCCAUGCCAAGGGACCUGGGGUGAUGGGCUUCUUUCUGCACUGGGGUCUCCUUGCUUUGACACUCAAGCAAUGUUGGAAAACACAGGUGACCGAGUGACCUGGGCAGCUUUCAGGAUCUCCAACCCCCACCAACUUGUGUGCCCCACACCCGAGGAGCUCUGUCCUCCCACCCCAGCACCCGCUGUAACCAGCUCCAUGGUGUAAGGUGUACACUCUUCAUUCCCCCCCACCAGCACUGCAGCCAGUCUAAGCUACAGAUUUGAAGAGGUGUUCCCAGGACUCUUGGAACUAACUCAAAACAACAAUGGUUAUUUUAGAUGUUAUGAUCUAUAUUUAUAGAGAGAGAUUUCUGGACCACUCAAGCUCCUUGACCAAAAUCAGGAACAUCUUGGGAUAUAUUAAAUUAUGUAAGAAGAUAGCACAGAUAUCAGGAUAUUGUGUGGAAGUGAUGCUUUUACUUUGGUCUGAAUUCAUUGACGUACACGACCAAUUUCCAAUAAAGUGCUAGAAUGAGCA
Messenger RNA from Ailuropoda melanoleuca (giant panda), 2026 nucleotides. RefSeq names its product small integral membrane protein 3 (gene SMIM3). The record is from RefSeq and is a predicted model, not a curated record. The coding region runs from base 659 to 841 and encodes 60 amino acids. The transcript has 2 exons. Lineage: Eukaryota; Metazoa; Chordata; Mammalia; Carnivora; Ursidae.